Daldinia decipiens is the source of this 820-nucleotide messenger RNA. Its product is annotated as vacuolar protein sorting 55. The coding region runs from base 235 to 624 and encodes 129 amino acids. The record is from RefSeq and is a predicted model, not a curated record. Gene Ontology annotation, biological process: late endosome to vacuole transport via multivesicular body sorting pathway. Gene Ontology annotation, cellular component: endosome; Vps55/Vps68 complex. NCBI's taxonomy places the organism in Eukaryota, Fungi, Ascomycota, Sordariomycetes, Xylariales, Hypoxylaceae. The transcript has 2 exons.
AACACCAUCGCAGGUCCCAACCAUUACAACUAACUUACCGACACGGCGCGUCUUCCCUUUCUUCCACACAGCAAUUCGUACGAAUCACCACCGAAGCUCGAAACUCGAUAGAACCACCAUCUACCGCUCUAGGAGUACGCCCUCCCUCCUUUUCCUCCCGCCAUAGCCGUAGCCGUAACCGUAGCCGUAGCCGUAAGUCAGUCGUCAAACUAUCCGCGCUCCCAUCCGCCCACGAUGCCGACCGCGGGGCUCAAGACCAUCAUCGCGCUGUCCUUCGUGCUCGCCAUCGGCUUCCUGCUAGUCAUCCUGUCCUGCGCGCUAUACAAGGUCUACUAUCCGCUGCUGGUCGUUGCCACCUACGUGCUGGCUCCCAUACCCAACUGGAUUGCUACGCGCUGCGCCAAUCCCGAAGACUUCGUCGAGAGCACCGGAAAUGGCGUCUUGGACCUCGGCCGCUUCUUCACUGGCUUCUUGGUUGUUAUGGGCAUAGCUCUCCCCGCCGUCCUCGCGCACUCCGCUCUAAUCGGUAUCCCGGCGAUGGUAAUGUCUGUUAUCGGUGGACUAUUGAUCUAUGGGACUAUUAUCUCAUUCGGCAUGUUCUUCCAAGAGGAGCAGGAGUUUUAAUAUGCUGAAGUAGUAUUAAUGAGGAGGCUAAGCAUGACGCAAGACGACAUGCGAGAGAAGGAAGAGAGAAAGAGAGAGAGCAAAGGGGCAGUUUGCAUUGUUGUAAUUAUAGGCGUAUCAUGCGAAUUCAACGGAGUGGAGGGAAGGACUACUAGGUUUGCAUAGGUUGUCAUCUUUCAGGGCAUCAUUAUCAAGA